UCGUGCAUUCAGCUGCUGAGCGGUUAAUUGCUUCCAAGUGAGGUCAGCAAAAGGUAUUUAUCGAAAACCAUUGAACAACAACAGGCUCAACACACACAGAAAACCCCUCUUGCGUGUUGAUUUAUGGAAACAAUUAGGAUUGUGCUGGAGUUUUUCUGAGUUGAGAAAUAGUUUGUCGCUACAGAAUCUCAUGUUGCAAAGAGCAGGCAGGAGAAAUGGAAUACGUGUAUAUUCAGCUGUUAUCUGCAGGAACAACGAGUCCGUGCAGUCCUGAACACUACAACUGCCGAUGUCACAAUAUCCUGAUACUCUGAAGGGAACUGUGUUGAGAAACAGUUGAGAAGUCCAGGUUUUAUGGCUUACACAGAAGACAAGAAUACAAGCCUGGAAGUGUCUUGAGUCAGGAAUUUGCAUCAACAGCACAGACUUCAUUCAGGUCCUGGACCUAGAAACACUAAUCCAUCUGAGAUUUACGUUUCAUUAUGAUGUCCAUGAACACCCAGAGCAGUGCACUAUAAUGCGCAAAUGGAUGCUAACUUGGAUCCUUCCAACUUUGCUCUACAGACCAUAUCUUCACAUAAUAUUCAUUCUGGGCACUGUGUCUCUAGCCUGCAAUGACAUGACUCCAGAGCAAAUGGCUAUAAACGUGAAUUGCUCCAGCCCAGAAAGACAUACCAGAAGUUAUGAUUAUAUGGAGGGAGGGGAUGUAAGAAUAAGGAAACUUUUUUGUCGAACGCAAUGGUAUCUGUGGAUUGAUAAAAGAGGCAAUGUGAAGGGAACACAGGACCCAAACAACAGCUUCAGUAUCUUGGAAAUUAGAACAGUGGCAGUCGGAAUCGUGGCAAUAAAAUGCAUUGAAAGUGAAUAUUUUUUAGCUAUGAACAAAUCUGGAAGACUUUACGGAAAGAAAUCAUGCAAUGAAGACUGCAAUUUUAGAGAAUUAAUCCAAGAGAACAAAUAUAACACAUAUGCAUCAGCAAAGUGGACAAAUAAUGGGAAAGAAAUGUUUGUUGCCUUGAACAGCAAAGGUUCACCAAUGAAAGGAAAGAAAUCCAAGAAGGAACACAAAGGAUCCCACUUCCUUCCGCUGUCAACAUCCUAACCAUAACCCUGAUACUGGUUCCAGCAGAUUAUUUUUAUUUUAUUAAUAUUAAUAAUAAUGCUAAUAAUAAAAAGUGGAAAAGGACACAAAUAUAAGCUGGAUCUACUACUGAAACAAACAAGCUGGACUUGCGCAUUUCAAAAGACUGUGGUCAAAAAAAGAGAGAAAAAGAAUCAAAAACCAAAAAAGUUAUCCAAAGAAUGAUAAUAAGUACAGGUUGUAAAAAGUCUGAAGAGUUGUACAAAUAUAUCUCAGUAAUAAUCCAGGGGUAUUAUUUUUGUUAAAUUAUAUAACCCCAAAGAAGGAGGGUUGACUUGAAUAUCUGAUGAUUAAUACUAAAAUAAAAUUAAAAAUCUGCUUGUCAAUUAAGGCUGCUAUAUUUUUUCCUAGAGCAGAUAAUAGUGUUAGCUAAACAUGUUGGAGUUUGAGGCUGCUGGAAUGAGGUCAGAUCUUCAAGUCAAUCCUGCAUGUAGACAUUGAAUGGUACAUUAAGAAAACCCUUAUUGAAGAAACUGUAUGCGCACUAUAAUAAAAAAAAACAAUAUUUUUUUUACGUUUGUGACUAUGGCAUUCAAAUAAAAAAUGUAUUUAUGGGAUGAGGUUAUACCACCACUUGUUUUUCCUCCUCAUUAUUAAGAAUGCCUAAUGCUGCUCAUAUUUAAAGCAACAGAACUGCUAAUACAUUACUCACUUGUCUCUGUGCAGUUUGGUCUACAAUAGCAUCAAUCUUUUGCAAAACUAACUUAAUAAAGGCUUUUCCGAUACUA
This is a messenger RNA of Xenopus tropicalis (tropical clawed frog), 1869 nucleotides long. RefSeq names its product fibroblast growth factor 7 (gene fgf7). The coding region runs from base 518 to 1102 and encodes 194 amino acids. The record is from RefSeq and is a predicted model, not a curated record. The transcript is spliced from 4 exons. Gene Ontology annotation, biological process: signal transduction. Gene Ontology annotation, molecular function: growth factor activity. Lineage: Eukaryota; Metazoa; Chordata; Amphibia; Anura; Pipidae.